Hyalella azteca is the source of this 3950-nucleotide messenger RNA. RefSeq names its product actin-binding LIM protein 2. Gene Ontology annotation, cellular component: actin cytoskeleton. NCBI's taxonomy places the organism in Eukaryota, Metazoa, Arthropoda, Malacostraca, Amphipoda, Hyalellidae. Gene Ontology annotation, molecular function: actin filament binding. The record is from RefSeq and is a predicted model, not a curated record. The coding region runs from base 204 to 3314 and encodes 1036 amino acids. The transcript is spliced from 18 exons. Gene Ontology annotation, biological process: cytoskeleton organization; lamellipodium assembly.
UGAGAGCAAGAGCGUGGUGAGCUCUUUACUUGAGUCACCCCUCGCUGCUGCACAAACUUAACUCGCACUGCGGUACUCGAAAUAAUUUUUCCUGCCCUGGAGGGAAGAUCAGGAGGGCGAAGAGAUUCUGUUUCAUGAUCAAAUAAUACUUCUGAAGUUUUGUGUUCUUCGAUAUGUAAACAACCGAAGCAGCAGCGUCAAAAAUGGGAUGUUUCAAACGGAAAAGGUCGUUGACAUCUGCGUACGGCCCAUGUGCUGAAGCUGAUCCUGCACCUCCUCGGCUCCCUCAAGAAGAAAUAGUUGACGAUCGCCAUGUAGUUGCUGCACCUCCUAUAGCCCUCCACAGCGACCCAAACGAUCAACCGCAAGACGUUUCAACGCAAGAACAAUCCAGUGCAAACGUCCCGCCCAACACGAUAACUACUGCCACAUUCGCGAUCUCAUCGACAGAAACUGCAAGGAAGCCAGAAAUUCGAAAUGCCAAGUCACUCGCCCACGGAUUAUCGAAGAGCCGCGACCAUGUUUUGUACUCUGAGAACCCGUUUAGUCAGCGCACAGACGAUGAAAGAAUGUACAGAACUUCUUCUAUUCCAGUAGCCAACUCGAGAGUGAUAUGGAGUGGUUCUCCAUGCCCUGGCCCAUACGGAGAUUACAAGCCAGUGUCGGUGUUGGAUAACCGUAGUUAUACUCGCAGCAACGCAAACCUAACCAACUCCGACUAUUUUACUUCGGGGCAUUUCAACGAACGGAAUGUUAUACGAUCACGUUCAGGCACUCCUGGGUCAGGAUAUACUACCCUAGACCGAGCGGCAACGGGUUCAAGGACCCCAAUAACAACAUUUAUAGCCAGCGAGAAGUUUCCCAAGAAUUACUCGGCCGAUCACAAGGGAAAGUCUGCGUCUGGCAUCGACAGAAGAGGGCUUGCCACAGAAACAUCUCCGAAGGUCGCUCAAGCUGACCCUGCUGCGGGUGUCGCAACGUUGAGCAAGACGUUCUGCGAGAAGUGCUCCAAGAAGUGCUCGGGGGAAGUACUGCGUGUACAGGAUAAGUACUUUCACGUGCAGUGCUUCAGCUGUAAAAGCUGCAAGAAGUCGCUAGCAGCGGGAGGUUUCUUCACACGAGCCCCCGACCACUUCUGCACCGAGUGCUACCAGCAGCAGUUCGGUACACGAUGCGAGACCUGUGGGGAAUACGUCGAGGGGGAGGUGGUGUCUGCCUUGGGGAAGACUUACCACCAACGCUGCUUCACGUGUGACCGCUGCAGACAAAGCUUCCCCUCAGGGGAACGCGUUACAUACACCGGCAAGGAGAUACUGUGUAUGCGAUGCUUCCAGAUCCCCGUGAGGGACACUCAGAGUCCCCAGCCUUCCCCUUCACAGCCUGGGCCGCGCUGCGCGGGCUGUUCAGAGGAGCUGUUCGAGGGCCAGGCUCUGAUAGCCCUGGACCGACAGUGGCACAUCUGGUGCUUCAAGUGUACAGUGUGCAGUGCACUGCUGCACGGGGAGUACAUGGGCAAGGACGGGCGCCCGUACUGCGAGAAGGACUACCAGGCGCAGUUCGGGGUGCGGUGCGUGUACUGCAGCAGGUUCAUCAGCGGCAAGGUGCUACAGGCGGGCGACAACCAUCACUUCCACCCCACCUGUGCCCGCUGUACCAAGUGUGGCGACCCUUUUGGGGAUGGCGAGGAGAUGUACCUACAAGGCACGGCUAUCUGGCAUCCGCGGUGUGGGCCCGGACCCACCGAGAGCGGGACCAUCAUUAACGGUCACGCCACUAACGGGCACGAGCCCCACACUAACGGGCACACUAACGGGCACACUAACGGGCACAAGCUGCACGAGAAAGACUUGGACGGCGUCAGCAGCACCGCUUCCGAGUCGCAGUACCACGGCACAUACCGGACCUGUUCCCCCGGUCUCAUCCUGCGGGAGUACAAGAGCAGCCGCGGCAGCCCCGUGGACAUCUCACGUAUCUACACGUACUCUUAUCUCGCCGCCGAGCCCAGCCAGGGCUAUCUUAAGAAGCCCAUAGACCCCUACGACAGACCUCCUAAGAGCCCUCACUUCCACAGACCUCCAACCGGGGACAGUGGACGCGGUCGCACCCCGUUGGGGAAGCCGCCCAGCCGCCUGGGGAUGAGGGCGCUGGUGUCGCAGAUGCAGGCCGAGACCCCGCGCCCCAAGAGUCCCCACAUGAACAACGAGGAGCCCAUCACCCUCGCCCACUUCCCCGGCGGGCAGAAGCCCAAAUACAACCAACCCAGCCGCAUCGAACGCGAGGACUUCCCUGCUCCGCCCUACCCCUACACCGACCCUGAGCGGCGGCGGCGGUGGUCGGGCAGCAGCAAGGGCGCGAGCGUCGACGAGUCUGACGAGCCUCUGGACGACGUCGACGGCGACGAGGCGCCCUUUGUUGACCCCAAGCUGAAGCGGGAGGAGGCAGAGCUGGCCAAGAUCAGCAGCGGUAUCGGCAAGGUGUUCCUGCAGCAGGUGAAGGAGCGCGAGAAGCUGCGUGCGUGGAAGGCGACGCACCUCGACCCACGCAACGCCUCCAGGACGCCGUCUGCUACCAGGGAGCCCUCCGGCAGACUGCGCUUUGACUCGUCUUAUAACGCCUCGCCGUCCCGCGUAGUGGACGGCGGAGGACGAUGGACAGACGACGACUACGACGGCCACCCUGCCUCCUACCGCAGCUCUGGCCGCUCCUCUGCCACCCUGCCUUCCUACAGCGUAGCCCCCUCUCCCCGGUCUCCCCCCAAACCUGGCUACAACUACAAGUACUCUACGCUCCCCAACUUCACCCAGUCCCGCUCCUACCAUCUCUCUUCCCACGCCUCCCCCAACGGCGACACUACGAGUCUCUCAGGUGGCAUGGGCGACAAGACGCACAGCGCAGACUUCAGCAGCGCGCGCUCUGAUGUGUCGGCGGGCUCCCUAACUGACGCAGACCGCUCUGCCUUGACGGGGGGCGGGGGGGACCUGUGCCCCUCAGCUACCUACAGUAGCGGCCUACGGGGCUACUCAUCAUCACGCUACUCCCCUCACCUGCGACGCUCGCUCCCCAACAUGUUACACCCACAGCACCCUCAUCACCCUCACCACAUCCACAACAGCGACCAGCCUCCUAAAAUAUAUCCCGCGCAUCUCCUCUUCAUCACGAACUAUAGACUCCCUCAUGACGUCGACCGCUGCCACCUCGAGCGGCAUUUAUCAGAUCAGGACUUCGAGAUGGUGUUCCGCAUGACUCGGAUGGACUUCUACAGGAUGCCGGCUUGGCAGCGGAAUGAUCUCAAGAGACGCUGCCUGCUCUUCUAAUACUAUUUACAUGUCUAUAUAUCUUCCAAGAAAAUAAUUCAGAGCAAAUUUUCGAUGCAACUAACUUCGGUUUUUAUGAUAAUGAUUUUCUGAAACGACAGCGUCCAACUAAACAACGAGACGGCGUAUACGAAACUCGACUGAAAUGCCAGAAUUAAUAAAUGAAUAACAUAUUGAAAUGCCAGCAUAAAUAAAUAACCAUACAAUCCGUUCAAGUAAUAGAAGUGCAUUUUCAUAAUUAAUUCAUAACUCUUUAUUGAUCCAGAGAACAUGAUUGAAAAACUGAACUUGACUUCCCAAGACGUCAGUUUAAUCGAAGUCAACUGAACUUGAUUACUGUAAGUCCUUGACCUCAAUUACAUAUGUUCUCCGUCUAUUAAUUUUCUUGUGUAGCACAUAUUCUUAUAACUAGUAUUUUUAAUCGCAUUUUAGUUUGACUCAUCAAUGUUGGUUUUAUCAACAAAUUCGUGAGUAUAAUUCUAUUAACGUGUUCUCGGUGGAUGUGAGCGUUGUCGAUAAUUGGUCGCGUGAUGUCGUGUGUAAUCCUGAGGAUGUGAGAGCUUUCUUUGAUAAGCCAUGGAUGCAGCUUGUGAUCUUAACUUUUUAAUUUAUUUAUUGGGGCCAGAAAAAUUUAAU